AUGACCAGUGAAAAUGUAGAGCAAGUUGGCCCAAUGAAGGCGGUUCAGUCAAAUGCUGAGGAAGAUGAGGUUGAUGAUGUGGAGAAUGACCACGAUGACGGCGAAGACGACGGCGACGAUGAUGAUGAGGACGAUGAGGACUUUGACGUAAUAAAGAACGACAUCAUCAGCCGAGUGGACGACGACAAGGACGACUUUAUGCUGGACACGAACUACCUGAAGGAGUCUUCAUCGCGGUACCUUUUUCACCACAGCGGCAGUGAGCUGAUACUCGCCCCCUACAGCGAACUGUCCUCCAUUACCGAAGAGGACGAAGAAGAGGAGGUGGCGGCGGCGGCGAUGACGACGACUACUCCGACACCGACUCUAAAUGCCACUGCGGCAAUUGGAUUGAUUGGCGGCAAUUUGAGGUUUGACAACAAACAGCCGCCAUUUACGAGCAAUUUCCCUUCCUCGAUGGAAGUGCCCCGAUUACCAGUGACGGCUACAGCUGAUUACGACGACACCAUCUCUGCAAGCACCACCACCACCUCAAACACAACUACAACCAUCACUUGCCCGGCAAUCACCUCCAAAGAAGGAGAAGAAGAAAAAGAAGGAACGGUGGAAAGUAAUGCAGCCAUGAAUCCGGCUUCAGUUGCGCCUGAUUGGACUGCAGAGAAACAUGUGGAGAAAGGUUGUGAAGCCUCCGCUGUCAAAUUGCCGGUGGUGGCGACGACGACGACGACGACGACGUCGGCCGACUCACCGGUCAACGGUGGCAACGGUCACUGGUCACCAGAGGAACCAGUGAAGGAUGACACUGCUGUCGGCAGCCAGUCACCUCACCAGUCAAGUGGGGGUCGACUGGAGGAGCUUCAGAUGCCUGAAGAGCAUCAGCGAUCGACCAGCUCUCACAGCAGUAGCAGCAGCAGCAGCAGCAGUUCAAGCAGCAGCUCGUCGAUCAGUUCACCAAAGGUCAGCCUGAACAAUGUCUUUGACUUCCUCAACGAGGCGGCGGACGACUUUGAGUUUGUGGAGCGAAUGCUCGAGCUGACCAACGACAAGAUCGACUCCAUUGNACCGGUCAACGGUGGCAACGGUCACUGGUCACCGGAGGAACCAGUGAAGGAUGACACUGCUGUCGGCAGCCAGUCGCCUCACCAGUCAAGUGGGGGUCGACUGGAUGAGCUUCAGCUGCCUGAAGAGCAUCAGCGAUCGACCAGCUCUCACAGCAGUAGCAGCAGCAGCAGCAGCAGUUCAAGCAGCAGCUCGUCGAUCAGUUCACCAAAGGUCAGCCUGAACAAUGUCUUUGACUUCCUCAACGAGGCGGCGGACGACUUUGAGUUUGUGGAGCGAAUGCUCGAGCUGACCAACGACAAGAUCGACUCCAUUGACGACAUAAUGCGCAUUCGAGAGUCACUGCGCGGCCUGCAGCAGUCGGCCGAGCAGCGGGACAAUUUGCAGCGAUUUCUCGAUGGCAAAGAUGUGAUCGAUGAGCUGAUGGCCCUCUCCUCCUCCUCUUCCGCCUCCUCCUCCUCUGCAACCAACUCCACCGGUGGCGGCUGUUCGCCGACGCACUCCACUGCCCCCUCUCUGGCCACUAACAGCAGCGCCUCGCCGGUGCUCUCCGACGUCACAGAGAGCAGCGAUCGGCNGACGACAUAA
Rhagoletis zephyria (snowberry fruit fly) is the source of this 1647-nucleotide messenger RNA. RefSeq lists its product as uncharacterized. Lineage: Eukaryota; Metazoa; Arthropoda; Insecta; Diptera; Tephritidae. The record is from RefSeq and is a predicted model, not a curated record.